CGUCCCGUAAACGCCACCAUCUCUCUCUCUCUCGCACGCUUUGUCGUGCGCUUAUACACACACAUACUUGAGUUUAGAGUCACGUACGAAUAAGAGGAUAACAAACAGUUAAUGCACGUUGUUCCGUUAUAGUACCUACGACAACGACAGUUAUCGCACGAGCGUUAUUAAAUGCUGUCGUUGUUAUCCGAAAAGUGUCAGAAGGAAACAAAGUCUACGAAUGAAUCGUAGUCGUAGUCGUAGUACGACGAGCUGCCUGCCUAUUUCGGGAAGUUAACCUUGAGUGCAAGGAUGUCUAUUAGCGAGAUCUGCGAGAACACCAAACUCGCCAGGGAGAUGGCACUUACUGGAAAUUAUGACACUUCUGGAGUUUAUUACCAAGGUGUUGUCCAGCAAAUUGGCAGGUUACUAUCUAGCAUCGUCGACGCCAGCAGAAAAGCCAAAUGGCAGCAAGUACAGUCACAGAUCGUUCAGGAGUUUGAAAAAGUCAAGGCCACCUCCAGCACGUUGCAAUUAUUUAAAGUUGAAACACACAGUGAUAGGCUCAUUGCUCCAGCAUGUAUAUCUUAUGAAGAGGCAGCACAAAAUACUGCACUCUGGUCAUGUGGACCUUCUAGCAAUUGGACACCUACUCCACCAAGAGAUCCGGAUGUAUGGCCACCAUUGUCACCUACAGAACAAAAAAAUUCAAGAAUACUGCCAAGAAAUCAGCAACAAAAGCCACCAAAUCGAUCCAACAUACGUAAGCCUAGUAUAACAUCUGCUAAGAAAACAGAUGUUAAACCAACAACUCGCAAUAAUCAAAAAAAUAAUGGCACUGAUGAUAAGAAAAAUGUUAAUUCAAACAGUGUAAAGAAAGAUGAUGUAAAUAAGGAUAAACUAGAAGGAGAAAAGACAGAUGUGGAAGUUGAAGAGAGAAAGUUUGAAUGUUCAGGCAUUGAUCGCGAUCUUGUAGAUACAUUAGAACGGGAUAUUGUACAGAAAAAUAUUGAUAUUCAUUGGGAUGAUAUAGCUGACUUGCAUGAUGCAAAGCGCUUAUUAGAGGAAGUAGUUGUUUUACCAACCUUAAUGCCAGACUUUUUCAAGGGCAUUCGAAGACCUUGGAAAGGAGUUCUUAUGGUAGGUCCACCAGGUACUGGAAAAACUAUGUUAGCAAAAGCUGUUGCUACAGAAUGUAGUACUACUUUUUUUAAUGUUUCGUCUUCAACAUUAACAUCUAAAUAUAGAGGAGAGUCAGAAAAACUUGUUCGGCUUUUGUUUGAAAUGGCACGGUUUUAUGCGCCUAGUACAAUAUUUAUUGACGAGAUCGAUUCUUUGUGCUCGCGACGAGGUUCAGAGUCUGAGCACGAAGCAUCAAGGCGAGUAAAAUCUGAACUUCUAGUUCAAAUGGAUGGUAUAAGUUCAAAUAAUGAAGAUCCUACUAAAGUAGUUAUGGUUUUGGCAGCUACAAACUUUCCCUGGGACAUUGAUGAAGCUUUAAGAAGGCGAUUAGAAAAGCGAAUAUACAUACCUUUACCAAAUCGUGAAGGAAGAGAAGCAUUAUUAAAAAUUAAUUUACGAGAAGUUAAAGUAGACGAGUCAGUCAAUCUUAGCGAUAUUGCCGAAAAAUUGGAAGGUUAUUCGGGAGCAGAUAUUACGAAUGUUUGCAGAGAUGCUUCUAUGAUGUCUAUGCGAAGAAAAAUUGCUGGUCUAAGGCCGGAUCAAAUAAGACAGUUGCCAAAAGAAGAACUUGAUUUACCAGUAUCUGCAGCGGAUUUUGAUGAAGCAGUAGAAAGGUGCAACAAAAGUGUAUCACAAGAAGACCUUGAAAAAUAUGAAAAAUGGAUGAACGAAUUCGGUUCGUCUUGAUACCGUAGCUCUUGUGCAUAAUUAUUGGAUUUACAAAUGUAUUUUUUUACCAAAGGCAGUAUCAGCCUCUAUUAUAAUGUGAAAAAAGACAACCAAAUUAAUCCAAAUGCCUAUUAUUAACUAAAAAAUAUCAUUUUAAAUGUAAAAUAUGACUGUCGUGGGACCAGUAACUUCAAUCAUCAAUGUGAAGGGUACCUACCUAUUUUAUGCUAUUGUUGAAGCAUAUAUUACAAGUAAUUUGCUUGCAAUUUGUACUUAAAGCUAUCCUUCGCAUAGGUUUUCAUUCAAGUUUCAUGGUCUGACAUGUAAAAUUUGACUACGCACAAUUAAAAAAAAGUAUGUUAUACAUUUUUAAUUCUUUUAUCUG
Phymastichus coffea is the source of this 2215-nucleotide messenger RNA. It is a transcript of the gene Kat60, whose product is annotated as katanin p60 ATPase-containing subunit A-like 1. Lineage: Eukaryota; Metazoa; Arthropoda; Insecta; Hymenoptera; Eulophidae. The transcript is spliced from 9 exons. Gene Ontology annotation, molecular function: microtubule severing ATPase activity; ATP binding; microtubule binding. The coding region runs from base 292 to 1848 and encodes 518 amino acids. Gene Ontology annotation, biological process: microtubule severing. Gene Ontology annotation, cellular component: microtubule cytoskeleton. The record is from RefSeq and is a predicted model, not a curated record.